CUGAACAUUGGUGAAACCUUCAGCGUGGGUGCUCAUCUACGAGAUGGAUCAACAUAUCGACAAGCGCCAAGCCCUGCGGCCCGCCGUCUCUUCCCCGCUCUCCUCUCUGCCAGCGGGGUCCUACACCGGCUCGGAAACGGCCAACAAUCGGAUUGAGCGAGAUCUCUUCGAACGGCUGCACACUUAUCCUGCCAAUAUCCGUUUCCGGAUUCACCAAGGCUACAAGUCGCCUUCCAAUACCAGCACAAGCGCUGCUUCGACCGCAAGUCACGCCAUUUUCGAGGACCAUGGCUCCUUUCUGCAAAGGCUGAAUGAGCGCAGCUCGAUGUUUGCGCGAACGCAGAGCAUGCCAGUUGAUCAACGGGUCGGAGAGGUCCAGCCCUUGGCCAACGUGGCGGACGUGGAAGGGGGCUACGGCAGACAGCGUUCGGCCCCGUGGGCAUGGCAGAAGGAGGAGCUGGGUACCUUAAAUGAGCUCGAUCAGGUCAGCGUGAUGCCUGUCCUCCCAAAGCGCACGCGCGACGCUUCAGGCGAAGACGAUAAGGACUCGGUCUUCGCACGAUGGGCCGAGGAAGAAGAAGAGAACUCAUCACCACCCUCGACACAAGACUCGUCCAACGGCUCGGAAAUGGAGGCAGACGCAAAUUCACAGCAACGCACGAUCUCAUCGCUGCCCAAACGCUCUUUUGCACAUACCAAAUCGUUCGCUCCACCAGUAUCGACGCGUGCCCACCCCUUUAGCGCCGGCCGUACGCUACAGCACCAUCCUCGCGCUCCCUUCAGCCGCAGCGCCGCCUCGGCGCCGGUAGGCAGCAAGCAAAUGCAAUCGUACCUCGCUGACCUCGAUGACGAGGCGGAAACGCAUGCCCCGUGGCGAAGUGUCGAAUUUGGCAAAUUUGCCAACAUGGAGGAAGGCUUCUGACGAUCUUGAGGACAUAAUCUCUCGUGAUAUGCGCAUGCCCGAUCCUUCACAGCCCUCCUUUACUAUGCGCCCUCUUAUCGAUUGUUCACAUGCAUGCAACCCCCAUGACCGCUCCUAACGCGAUCCAACCCUUGGCGAACCAACUGUAAACUAUUCAAACAGUAUCCUCCUCAGACCCCAAUCUGAAG
This is a messenger RNA of Tilletiaria anomala UBC 951, 1110 nucleotides long. RefSeq lists its product as uncharacterized. The record is from RefSeq and is a predicted model, not a curated record. The coding region runs from base 44 to 922 and encodes 292 amino acids. NCBI's taxonomy places the organism in Eukaryota, Fungi, Basidiomycota, Exobasidiomycetes, Georgefischeriales, Tilletiariaceae. The transcript has 2 exons.